Messenger RNA from Oikopleura dioica, 4554 nucleotides. Lineage: Eukaryota; Metazoa; Chordata; Appendicularia; Copelata; Oikopleuridae. The record is from the annotation of a GenBank genome assembly.
AUGUGGUGUAGUGAGAGUGGCUGGCAGACUAUCGAAGGCGCAUCGGGACAAUGGGCUGGAGCGUGCGAGUAUCAUCAAAAUCAGCUGCUCAUCGGAGCUGCCACGAUUCUAGUUUCGCCCGUGCUCUUUCUCGUCGCUGUCAAAUUCUUCGCUAGCAUUCGAAAAAAGAACCAAACGCCAUCGGUUCUCCUCUAUCUUCGCCUUUUUGUUUCUGUCGCCUUAGUAAUUCUAUCCUGGUCCGAAUCAAUCCUCUCCGUCAUCGACUAUAACAAAGAUGGCUACGCCGAAGACCUCGCUCUCCUCGGCCCGGUCCUCUACUCCCUCGUACCCUUUUCAACAAUUUUCAUCCUCUGGGAAUCGAAGAAAACGACAAAAGACGGAAAUGGCCUCGUCCUACUCCUCUUCUUCGUCUCCUUCAUCGGCUUCUUCCCGACCUUUAUCACUGCUGGACAUUACUUCAACUCGCCAGAAGCCGUCCACGAUUCUAUCGUCCUGCAACGGUCGUUGAAAUUCGCUGUUUGGCAGGAAACGCUUUUGCUGAUUGGAAUGGUGCUGCAUUUGGUACCGAAUAACCUCAACCCUUGCGCCAAAUAUUCUGAAGCGUCCGAAAACGCUUGGGAAGAAGAAGCUAGUCUUCCGUCCCGAAUUUUCUUCCACUGGUACGGCAGAAUCAUGGGCGUCACAGACAAGCCGCUAGAAAUGGACGAUCUUCCAAAGGUUCCGGAACACCUCAAGUCCGACAAGGAGCACGAUCGAUUCUGCGAGAGCUGGGAAGCUGCAGAAGCAAGUUGGACAUUUAUCGCUCCAAUUAAGAGUAAAAAAGAUGCGCUUCUCGACGAGAAAAAGUCGAAAAUUAAUACCAAGCCAGAAGAUGCUGAAGAAUCUGAUCUUCCAGUCGAAGGAACGAAGGUCAUGCAAAAGGGGCUCUUGAAAGUGAUGGUCAAAGCUUACUGGAAGCCUGCUCUAAUGGCUGCUUGUUUCAAAUUUCUCCACGACGCGCUUUCCUUCAUCAACCCUCAAGUCCUCAAGAUGUUUAUUCGCUGGAUCAGUGUCUGCGCAGAAUCAACGUCGAUCCAAGAGGGAGUUCUUCUGGCGCUCCUGCUUUUUGUCGUUUCGACUGUUCAAACACUCCUGCUUCAUCAGUACUUUUGGGUCGGAAGCAAUGCCGGAUUGAAGGUGAAAAACUCGAUCACCUCGUUUCUCUACCAGAAAUCACUGAACAUUUCUUCUCAAGCGCGUGGAAUGUUCACACACGGAGAAAUUGUCAACAUGAUGACGGUCGACGCACAGAAGUUCCAAGACAUCUUCACUUACAUUCACAUGAUCUGGUCUGGCCCCCUUCAAAUCGGCCUUUCGCUUUACUUUCUCUGGCAAGAGCUCGGCGCCGCGAUCUUUUCCGGAAUUGCCGUGAUGAUCUUACUCAUCCCAGCAAACGCCUUCGUCGGCAAAAAGAUCGGAGAAAUCAUGCGCGCGCUGAUGCAAACCAAGGACAAACGAAUGAAGACCAUUUCCGAGCUUGUAACCGCUAUCAAAACUGUCAAACUCUACGCCUGGGAGGUGUUCUUCGCCUCGUGGAUCGACGAAAUCCGUCAGAAAGAGCUGGACCAAAUGUGGAAACGCGCAAAAGUCGCCGUUUUCAUGUCCCUGACUUGGUCGGUCUCGCCGUUCUUCAUCACUAUCGCUGCUUUUGCCACUUAUGUCCUCAGAGAUCCCGUCAACAACGUCCUCACCCCUGAGAAGGCCUUCGUUUCCAUCAUGUACUUCAAUCUGCUGCGGUUCCCGAUGCAGAUGUUUCCAAUGAUGCUGAUGCAAGUGAUCGAAGCGCGCGUUUCCGUGACCCGUUUGCAGAAUUAUUUCAAUCUUCCAGAACUCAAGGACUCCGAAAAGACUCCUGGAAAGUCGGGAACUGUAAAGAUUGAAAACGGAAGCUUUACUUGGAAGAAAUCCGAAGGAGCGACCCUGGAGGAUAUUUCUAUCGACAUCAAAAAGGGCGAACUCGUCGGCAUAGUUGGACACAUUGGCAGCGGAAAAUCAUCGCUUAUCAGCGCCAUGCUCAACGAAAUGGACCAGCUCGGCGGAUCCGUAGCCUUAGCUGGCACCGUCGCGUAUGUUCCCCAAGAUGCAUGGCUGCAGAAUGCCACGCUCAAGGACAAUAUCAUUUUCGGCAAGCAACUAGACGAAGCUUAUUACAAGAAGUGCGUCGCUGCGGCAUCGCUUCGAGAUGAUCUAGACAUUCUCCAAAGCGGAGAUCAGACGGAAAUCGGCGAGAAAGGAAUCAACCUCUCCGGAGGCCAGAAACAGCGCGUCUCCCUCGCUCGCGCCGCCUAUUCCAAUCCAGACAUCAUUCUCUUCGACGAUCCGUUGUCAGCCGUUGAUCCUCAUGUAGGAAAAGAAAUAUUCACGAAUUUGAUCGGCCGAGAGUCCAUUCUCAAAUCCAAAACGCGAGUUCUAGCGACCCAUGCGACGCAGUUCCUGCCAAUGUGCGACCGUGUUGUUUUGUUGAGCAAAGGAAAGAUUCUUGACAUCGGAAAAUAUGAAGAUAUUUGGGCGCGAAAUCCGGAGUUUCAUAUGAUUCUAAAGGCUGAUUCUUCCGCUACUGAAAAGAAAGCCGAAGAAAUUGAGGCGCCAACGAAGUCGAAGUUGUCGGUCAAGGAGUCGAAAGAUAAAGCACUGGACGGCAAAAUCACGGAGAAGGAAGAGUCAAAAAGCGGAACCAUCGAUUUCAGCGUCCUGAGAAAAUAUCUCGAGGCUUUUGGAAUGUUCCAGUUCUUCUUCGCCAUGCUUAUGAAUACAAUCAGAUACGGCUUCUGGCUCGGCGAGAAUCUUUGGCUGGCUGAUUGGUCCGACAGUACAAAGCCAGCAAAUGGAACCGUCGAAGAGUGUGUCACCAGAUAUCGGCGAGAGACGGAUAUCUUUGAAUCUGCCAAAGAUCUGAUGGUUGAUGAUCCAGAGGAGCCGCUGUCUAUCGGCGUUCGUCUGGGUGUUUACGGAGGAUUCGGUAUUGUUCAAUCCGUGUUUGUCAUUGUCGUCGCUCUCUCCUUCUCCCUUGGUGGCAUCAAAGCCUCUCGAGGUAUCCACGAUCAAGUUAUUCAAUCGAUUCUCCGCUUCCCACUGAGCUUCUACGACAAAACUCCUUCCGGACGAAUCAUCAACAGAGUCGGCAAGGAUAUCGAUGUUGUAGACGCGCAACUGAUCAGAACGCUGGAAAUGUGGACUCAUUGUUUUUUGCGAGUUCUUUUUGGAGUCUUUGCGAUUGUUUCUGGCUCGGUAUGGUACUUGGUCUUUUUGCCUUUCUUUGGAAUCGUCUACUUCAAGAUCCAACGAAUCUUUGUCGCAACCACUCGUCAGCUCAAACGAAUCGAGUCUGUUUCAAAAUCUCCAAUUUACAAUCAUUUCGGCGAGUCGAUUCACGGAGCAUCUACCAUUCGGGCUUAUCGAUACAAGAGUCGCUUCCAGAGCCACAACUUCAAGCUCAUCGAUCAGAAUAAUCAAGCGAAUUACUAUGGCUCUAUAAUUGCUUACCGUUGGCUCGCCGUCCGCCUGGAAAUUCUCUCACAUCUGCUCGUAUUGACUGCGGCUCUAAUCUUCGUGUGGGCUAAGGAACACACCACGGCGGGUAAAGUUGGCUUUGCUCUGUCCACUGCGCUCGGAAUGAGUCAAACACUCAACUGGGCGGUUAGACAAACAUCAGACUUGGAGAAUCACGCCGUGGCGGUGGAGAGGCUGCUGGAGUAUACGGACAAAGAUGAAUUCCCACAUGAAGCGGAAUGGGAAGGAAAAGACAAGCUUUUGGAAAGCUGGCCGGACAAGGGAGAACUCAAGAUGGAAAACUUCUCUCUUCGUUACCGCAAAAACUUGCCCCCAGCUCUUGAUGAUCUCAGCAUCACUAUCAAGGGUGGGGAAAAGAUCGGUAUUUGUGGAAGAACUGGCUCCGGAAAGUCGACUUUUGUCUUGUCACUUUUCCGUCUUGUCGAAGCGGAGGAAAAGUCGAGCUUUAUCAUCGACGGGGUUGAUUGUAGAGAGAUCGGUCUUCAUGACCUCAGAAAGAAGUUGACGAUUAUUCCGCAGGAAGCGACGCUGUUUUCUGCCACUCUUCGAAAGAACUUGGAUCCUUUUGGAGAAUACUCGGAUGCGGACAUUUGGCGAGCGAUCGAGCUAUCUCAUUUGAAGGGAUUUACAGAUACAUUGGCGAAAGGAUUGGAUCACGAAAUUGCUGAAGGUGGUGGAAACUUGAGUGCUGGGCAGAGGCAGUUAGUUUGCCUUGCUAGAGCGCUCUUGAGGAAGACAAAGUUCCUGAUUCUGGAUGAAGCAACAGCUUCAGUCGAUAACGAGACAGAUCAGCUAGUCCAAACGACCAUUAGAAAAGAGUUCAAAGAUUGCACAAUCCUCGCCGUUGCUCACAGAAUUGAUACGAUCGAUGAUUCCGACAAAAUUCUGGUGAUGGACAAAGGAAAAAUCGCCGAGUUUGACAGCCCAACUGCGCUCAAGGCCAUUGACGGUGGAAUCUACAGUGAGCUGUUCAAAGCUUCCGGCAGCCACGAGGCUUCAUCUUAG